GUGAAGUCCGGAGAAGAAACAGGAACAGAUUGUUGCUAAAGAAUGUAUUUUAAUGGAUAAAACUCAGAGCUGUGGACAGUUUAAGUGAUUUUAUUUUGCCAUGAGAAGAGUCACACUGUUUGUCAACGGAACCUCCUCAAAUGGAAAGGUGGUGGCCGUGUACGGCUCUCUGGAGGACUUACUGUCUGUGGCCAGCUCCAAACUGGGGAUAAGAGCCUCUAGUGUUUAUAACGGGAACCGCGGCCUCAUCGACGACGUGACGUUAAUCAGAGACGAUGAUGUUCUGUACAUAUCAGAGGAAGAGUCAUUUGAAGACCCUCAGGAUGAGCUCGCACACCCUGAGAAGGAUCAGACUCACACUGACUGGCUGACGCUCAACGUCGGUGGACGCUGCUUCACCACCACGAGGAGCACGCUGGUCAGUAAGGAGCCUGAGAGCAUGCUGGCCCACAUGUUCAGAGAGAAAGAUGUUUGGGGGAACACGCAGGACUCUCAGGGGGCGUACCUGAUAGAUCGCAGCCCAGACUACUUUGAACCCAUUCUGAAUUAUCUGAGACACGGACAGCUCAUCAUCAACGAAGGCAUCAACCCUCUGGGUGUUUUGGAAGAGGCUCGCUUCUUUGGUGUUGAGCAGCUCGCUGAGCAGCUGGAGACCCUCAUAAAGUCCUCUCAGCCCCCCGACGAUCAUUCUCCUCUGAGCCGCAAGGAGUUCAUCAGAUACCUGCUCGCCACGACGACCAAGUCAGAGCUCCGGUGUCAGGGUCUGAACUUUAACGGGGCGGAUCUGUCUCGUCUGGAUCUGCGCUACAUCAACUUUAAGAUGGCCAACCUGAGAGGAGCCAACUUGACGCACGCCAACCUGAGCGGGGCGAACCUGGAGCGAGCAGACCUGUCCAUGGCCUGCCUGGACGCAGCCAACCUGCAGGGUGUGAAGAUGCUGUGCACCAACGCUGAAGGAGCUUCACUGAGAGGCUGUAACUUUGAAGAUCCUGCAGGAAUCAAAGCCAAUCUGGAGGGAGCCAACCUGAAGGGUGUGGACAUGGAGGGGAGUCAGAUGACGGGGAUCAACCUGAGGGUCGCCACGCUGAAAAAUGCCAAACUGAAGAACUGCAACCUGAGAGGAGCGACACUGGCCGGGACGGACCUGGAGAACUGUGACUUAUCAGGAUGUGACCUCCAGGAGGCCAAUCUGAGAGGCUCCAAUGUGAAGGGAGCCAUCUUUGAGGAGAUGCUGACUCCUCUGCACAUGUCUCAGAGUGUGCGGUGAAAACAACACACUCUGUGGAGAGAGGCUGGUGAUGAACGAUGAUGUUUGCUGCCACUAACAAUACCAACAUUUAAAUCUGUUGCAGGUAUGUCUAUUGAAAGCUUUCAAUGGUUUUCUUUAUGAAUCAAUUAGUCCAAAAAUAAUGAAGUGCACGGAUCAGCUGACACUCAUGGGUCAGGUUCAGUUUGUGUUUAUUUUGUCUGAUCAGAUUAUAAAUAAAUAAAUAAAUAAAACUCAGCAGCUGCUGAAACUGAGAUUUUCACUCAGACUGUCAAUUUCCAGUAUUUCUUUAUAAAUUCUUUAUUGGUCAUUUUGCCGUCACAGAUAAAAAGUGACGCUCUAUUUUCCACCAGCACUUAAAUGCAUCAUCGAUUUCAUACAACAGAAUUCAGAUAUUAAUGUGCACAGGAAGCAAAUGUCAUUCAAUCAAUUCCAGUAUAAAGCUCAAUUCUAAAAACUAUCGGUGGAAUAUAUUUAAUCUUGUUCGCUUGUAUUUGUUUGUGGACACAUUUGUAAAUAUUACUGUACAGUGAGUUGUACACGUCUGCAAAUCCUGAUUUUAUUUGCGGAUCCUGAAACACACGUUUCCCUCUGAAGACGAUAAACACCAACAAGUGUCGACGUCUUGCAGGACGUUUGAUUUGUUGCGUCUCAGAGACUGAAAGACUUUUUCUUCCUUGUGUGUCUGGAGCUGUAACAGGAAGUGAGCGGCGUUUGAAUGUAGCGUUGGAUUGUUUUUAAAGUGCGUUUGAUACGUUUGGGAUUGUAAAAAGUCUUUAAAGGUAACGAUUGUAAAGCAGAGGUCUUAAUGUGUUCAGGUCUUAAGAUUAAAUAUUCAGUCAUGGAAACCAGUUUAAAUGUGAGAUGUUGUUACAAAGGGACGUUUUGUGCGUGUUAUAUAUUACGACGCACUCGCUGGUGCAUUCUUUCAUCACAUAUUAAUGGGGGGGAAGGUGUGUUUGUUUCUGUGUGACUAAGAAAUAACAAGCUAUAAAAUCUAAACGGUCCACAACAGGUGCUUUCUGAAACAUUGUCCUGUUUGUCCUCAUUAUUUUGUGAUAAAGAAAUAUAAUAAAAAACAAAGAUUGUGCUCAUUUAUUUCUGCAGUAAAUAACAAACCUUGUUGUUACUGCGCGAGCAGUAAGAAUGUUUACUGCAGUAAGUGUGUUUAGUCUUUACGUUACGCACACAGCUGUGAAAUGUGAAACCACCUGAACCGUCUUUUCUGCUGCGUCGUGCUUUUCUGUUUAAUAAACGUUUUUCUUAAAACAUGGAAUCAUG
Molecule: messenger RNA, 2548 nt
Organism: Cottoperca gobio
Lineage: Eukaryota; Metazoa; Chordata; Actinopteri; Perciformes; Bovichtidae
Gene: kctd9b
Product: potassium channel tetramerization domain containing 9b
Biological process (GO): protein homooligomerization
Molecular function (GO): protein binding
Source: RefSeq, a predicted model, not a curated record